GGCUCGUGCGGCCACGCGCAGCACCUGCCAUCGAGAAGAAGCCAACGCUAGACCGUCGUGUCGCUGCCCUAUAAGUGCUCUUCGAGUCGACCAUGCGCAGGGACCAUCCCCCCCACAGGCCCGCCAGCAGCGCCAGCAAUGACUCGAAGUCCAAACGCCCACCCUCUGCCGCUGACCACAACACAGACAGCGCUGCAGCGCAGCCCCAACAGCGGUACAGACGUAGCUUCGACGAGCACCCCGUCGGUCAGGAACUGGCCGCCGCCGCUUCGCGAUCCAACGACGCCGGACCCGCCGUCCAGCCAGUGGUCUGGACGCUUCGGCAGUACCGAAAGCGGUCCACCUCCGUGGAAGGACUUUCGUCCAGGCCGAGCGACACGCAAGACCGAGCCAAGGGUUCCGCCAUCGAAGCCCCUACGCCGUUAGCGAACGCGUCCGUCGCCCCGCAACGAGGCUAUCAGCGCCGGGGCUCCGUUGCGACGGGUACCGGUGCUGCGGUCCUCGUCGCCUCAUCGCACUCGUCCGAAGCGCCGCCUGUGGCUGAACCACCGUCGAGAGUGGCGGUGGACGUCGGCCGCGCUUCCGAAGAGGCCGCCAAGACCAAGACGUACGCUUCGAGCAGUCGCGCCUCGAGCGCAGCACGGUCCCCCCUGCACGACAAGGCGUCUAAGGAAGAAGUCGCCCAGCCGUCACUGGACGCGUCCGUUGGCGUCGCCGGCGUUCCGGUGCCUCUCGAACGCCGCGAUUCGCCUUCUGGGGCGACAAGGGAACCACCGACCGAGGACCGUCCCUUCGCGGCGCCCGUCGGACGGGUGUCCUUCCCAGCGGAGCAGGUGGACAGCACGAUGACAAUGACGGAGGGCCGCGUCGCUCGCUCUUCGGCACAGCGGGCGGCCGCCGAGUGUCCUUUACGGGGGAGGAGGUGGAAAGCACGACUUCGUCAUUGGCUACGGGCGCCGGUCAAAGCGGCCCUUCCGGACGGCGUCGAAGUCGCACCUUCACCGCAUUCUCCGAACAGAGCACAGCUCUUAGGCGCCCGUUGCUGCGUUGAGCGUGGGCACACCUCGGCAUCCCUCAUAACCAGGCGAACGAGCACAGAGGAGGAUGAAAGAGCGACUGCGAAGUGCAGUGGGUGAUGAAAAACUGCGACAGCGACGAAAGCGCGAGGAGGGAAGCAGAUGAGGAGGUUGCAACAGAACCAUAGGGCGGAGGAGGAGGGUAUGGCAAAAGCAUGAGAAGAAAAGUGUAGUGCCGCACAAGACAGGCUCCGCGGCAACAAUGGCUAGGAGAUGGUGCCAGAGUAGUGCGCAUCAGACAUAUGGAAACGAAGCGUUGCAUAAGCAGAGGUCCGUCUGUGGCGGCUGCUGUGAAUCGCACCCACGCAUCACCCACAUGCUGCCUCUCGCGAUCUCCGAAUUAGCGAGGCAGUCACGCCACACUCUACUCCGUUCGUAGGAUGCUGUACAAGACAGAUUGUCCAUACCAGCCAAUAUAUCGCAAAAUGAAAACGCGUGUAGAGCUGCACUCAAAUUUUGAAUUUUUUUUUAAAGAUAGUUUCGUUUUUAUACCCAACACCUGGCACUGUGCCAAGUCUCAUGAAAGUGAAACCGUCUCCAGAAGUCAUCACCCGAGAAUACCAUCCCAACGUGUAUAUGGAAAGUGCGAAAACAUGUGCGAAGAUCGAACCGAUCAGCCAUCAAAUGGCAUGCUGAUCGUAUUGGAUUCACCUGCUCACACACGCAGCUCAAAGCCCAGUGUCUACAUGCGAGCAGUGGUAACAGCAAUAGCAGUAGCAAAACUUCUGACAUGUCCAUCAUAGGCUUCCCGAUAUUGCGCGGGUAGAAGUACGAGACGAGACUUGCGAGGAGGCAUUGCCUUGUGCAACUCUGACGAGAAUGACAUCACAGAUGCUGCUGUGUCGGUGCUUGCAUUCGCAGAUGUGCUACAUAGCAACAACAACAUUCAGAGAUUCAACUGUGCAGGCGACGCCAUAGGUGACCUCCUUGCUGGCAUUGCUGUGCUCUAAAAGCUGACCAAUUUUUUUUUUUCUUGUGUAGGUGAUAAAUGACGCUUUAGCAUGCUGCCUGGUGAGAAUCAACGUACACGGUAUACUAAAUCCCUGCAAUAAAACAUGAU
Molecule: messenger RNA, 2136 nt
Organism: Dermacentor albipictus
Lineage: Eukaryota; Metazoa; Arthropoda; Arachnida; Ixodida; Ixodidae
Source: RefSeq, a predicted model, not a curated record